CCUCUGCGUUCAACAAUGGCGGAUGCUCUCAGUCCAACCCGAAGCAGCCGAGCUCUCCCUCCUCUUCCUCCAACCCAAUGUCUCUGACGGCUCGCCUUUCUAGCCCGGCUCUCUUCGCUUCUCGCUGCCACUGCAAGUUGCCAUCUUUCCCUUCCCAUCUCGUCCCGUUCCGGAGCUUCACGAACCGCCGGGCCUUCAGUAGCAUCAGAGCGUCUGUGUCCGUUCAAUCUCCCGCGAGCACCAGCAUGGGCGAAGCUCCCGAUGGCGCAAUGGACGCUGUCCAGAGGCGCCUCAUGUUCGAAGACGAAUGCAUUUUGGUUGACGAAAAUGAUCAGGUUGUCGGUCAUGAAUCGAAAUAUAAUUGUCACUUGAUGGAAAAAAUUGAAAAGGAAAAUCUCUUGCAUAGAGCUUUCAGUGUAUUCCUGUUCAACACAAAGUAUGAGUUACUGCUUCAGCAACGAUCUGCUACAAAGGUAACUUUCCCCCUUGUAUGGACAAACACCUGCUGCAGUCAUCCGUUGUACCGGGAGUCCGAGCUUAUCGAUGAGAACGCUCUGGGUGUCAGGAAUGCUGCACAGAGGAAGCUCUUGGAUGAGUUGGGCAUUCCUGCUGAGGAUGUGCCAGUUGAUGAAUUCAUCCCGCUAACUCGCAUACUGUAUAAGGCUCCUUCUGACGGCAAGUGGGGAGAACAUGAACUUGACUACUUGCUCUUUAUUGUUCGAGAUGUCGGCGUCCAUCCAAAUCCUGAUGAAGUCGUCGAUAUCAAAUAUGUGAACAGGGAGCAGCUAAAAGAGCUGCUGAGGAAAGUUGAUGCUGGUGAGGAAGGUCUGAAGCUGUCACCCUGGUUCAGAAUAGUCGUGGACAAUUUCUUAUUCAAGUGGUGGGAUCAUGUCGAAAAAGGGACUCUCAAGGAGGUUGCUGAUAUGGAAAACAUUCACAAGCUCACUUAAGAUCGGUUAGAAACGAACACUUCUGGGAUCUAUGCUGACGACAGCAUCCUCGACUGCCGUAUAUCAAUAAAGUCACAUGUCGAAAGGUUCCGAAGCAGCAGGCAUUAUGUGGUUAUUUAGUAAUGGUCUGCUCUUUUUUCAGUUGAAAGCUUCUCUUCUGCCUUGGUUUUUAUAAGAUCUCUUCUUAUGCCAAGACAUGCUUUUGGAUAUUGGUCUAUGAUAUCAAUUAAUUCUCUUUUAUCUUCUGAA
This is a messenger RNA of Rhodamnia argentea, 1199 nucleotides long. Its product is annotated as isopentenyl-diphosphate Delta-isomerase I. The coding region runs from base 78 to 950 and encodes 290 amino acids. Gene Ontology annotation, molecular function: isopentenyl-diphosphate delta-isomerase activity. The transcript is spliced from 6 exons. Gene Ontology annotation, biological process: isopentenyl diphosphate biosynthetic process; isoprenoid biosynthetic process. Gene Ontology annotation, cellular component: cytoplasm. Lineage: Eukaryota; Viridiplantae; Streptophyta; Magnoliopsida; Myrtales; Myrtaceae. The record is from RefSeq and is a predicted model, not a curated record.